AUGUCUAAGGUCUUGGUUGAGUCCUCAAUACCACACCAAAGGGCCUACAAUACAGGCCCAUUUCCCCUGGUCCUUACCCCAGGCGCAGAUCUUGAUCACCUGGACCUAUCUCUUCUGACCCAGUCCAUCAAGGCCCAGAAGCCAUGGCUCAACUCGCUGCUCCACAAGGCCGGAGCCAUUCUCCUCAGAGGCUUCCCAGUGAACACCGCAUCCGACUUCAACGACGUCGUCGAAGCCUUCGACUUCGAGGAGCUACCUUACAUCGGCGGCGCGGCUCCUCGUAACAAAGUGGUGGGCCGGAUUUUCACGGCCAACGAGGCUCCGCCGGAUCAGAGGAUUGAGUUUCAUCAUGAAAUGGCUCAGGUAUCUGUGGUUCCAUCCAAAUUGUUUUUCUUCUGUGAGGUGGAGCCAGGAAGUGGGGGAGAGACACCCAUAGCACUCAGCCAUGUUAUCUACGAGAGAAUGAAGGAGAAAUACCCAGAAUUCGUACAAAAACUGGAAGACCAUGGUUUAAUUUACAUCCGAAGAUUGGCAGACCAGGACGAUCUUUCAUCUGUCCUUGGGCGUGGCUGGAAGUCCACCUUCCUCACGGACGACAAAACCACCGCCGAGAAGAGGGCUGCUCAGGUGGGAACCAAGUUGGAAUGGACAGAGUCGGGGGUCAAUUCGAUAAUGGGUCCAAUUGCAGGGAUAAGGUACGACGAAGGGAGACAGCGCAAGGUGUGGUUUAACAGUAUAGUGUUGUUUCAUUCUAACUGGAAAGACAAGGGGAUGAAUGAUUCGGAGAAAACAGUGAGCUUUGGGAAUGGGGAAGCACUGCCGGAUGAUAUUGUGGAAGACUGCCUCAAAAUCCUGCACGAGGAGUGUGUAGCUUUUCCAUGGCAGAAAGGUGAUGUGCUACUGAUUGAUAACUGGGCUGCGCUUCACUCUCGACGGCCAUACACCCCACCUCGGAAUAUACUCGCUUCACUCUGCAAGUAGUAAAGCUUAAUUACUAGUAUCUAGUUUUUAUGCGGCUUUUGACUUCUCCGCUUUCUAUCAUGGCCGGACUUAGCUUUUUCCUAAGCAAUUAUGAGUUGGAUAGUUCUUGUGCCUGUAAACCAACACUUUGGCAUCCAAAGCUUGUUGAAAUAAAAUCCCAAAACGAAGCCUUUCUUAUGCAUGUAAGAUAUUACAGUAAAAACACAAGUAAAACAUCGGCUCUAGCUUGGUUCAAUUAAUCAUGGUACUGGCGCGCUUCAUCAACAAGAUCAGUGAAAGUCGGAGAAGAAGCCCUGAUCCACGAGCUAGAACUCUUUUCCAUGAACCUGGACACACCCAUGUCCCACAUGCCACACCAUCUCAUGAAUCAGGACAAAGUCUAUGUCCCUAUCUCAUCAGCCCCACCCCACUCUAUUAUAGUGCUAUGUCGUUUUCAUUAUCAAAUCAUGGAAUCAAAUUUCAUGACUUUUCUUUUUGCC
Vitis riparia (riverbank grape) is the source of this 1460-nucleotide messenger RNA. RefSeq names its product clavaminate synthase-like protein At3g21360. Gene Ontology annotation, molecular function: oxidoreductase activity. The record is from RefSeq and is a predicted model, not a curated record. Lineage: Eukaryota; Viridiplantae; Streptophyta; Magnoliopsida; Vitales; Vitaceae. The transcript is spliced from 3 exons. The coding region runs from base 1 to 981 and encodes 326 amino acids.